CUCUACCUACCCUAAAAACUUCUAUAUAUACAAUACUAUACUUGUUACCUUAAUCGCAAAAUACAUCAAACUAAUUAUACAAAUACAACACGAUAAUUAAUCUUCAUAAAAUGGCUCGUUCCUUGGUCUUUAUGUUCAUCAUGCUCUUCUACAUCACAAGUUCAAAAGCUUGUGAUCGAUGUGUUCAUCAAUCAAAAUCUGCGUACUUCUUCCAUGAUUCACCACUUUCAUCUGGUGCAUGUGGGUAUGGAUCUUUGGCUUUGAACUUCAGUAGAGGAUUUAUUGCAGCUGGUGUUUCUUCAUUGUAUAAGAAUGGUGCUGGUUGUGGUGCAUGUUUUCAGAUAAGAUGCAAGAACACAACUUUGUGUAGUAAAGCAGGGACUAAAGUGGUAAUGACUGAUUUGAAUACAAAUAGCAAGAAUGAUUUUGUGCUAAGUAAAAGAGCUUUUAAAGCCAUGGCCAAUACCGGAAAGGAUCAAGAUGUUCUAAAGCUUGGCAUUGCUGACGUGGAAUAUAAAAGGAUACCAUGUGAUUAUAAAGGUCAAAAUUUGGCUGUUCGAGUUGAAGAGUCAAGCCACAAUCCUGGUUACUUGGCAGUUAAAAUUCUCUACCAAGGUGGUCAAACUGAAAUUGUAGCAAUUGAUAUUGCUCAGGAGGGUGCACCUAAUUGGACUUUCAUGAGCCGAAAUUAUGGGGCCGUGUGGGACACAAGCCGGGUACCAAAUGGGCCUUUGCAGUUCAGAUUUGUAGUAACAUCGGGUUACGAUGGCAAGUAUAUUUGGGCCAAAAAUGUCUUACCUGCAGACUGGAGGCCCGGUGUUAUUUAUGAUACAAAAGUCCAAAUAACUGAUAUUGCUGAAGAAGCCUGCUCUCCUUGUGAUGAUACCAAAUGGAAAUAAUGGAAUUGCUUGGCAUACAUCCCUUAAUUUUUAUGUCCUUAUGUACUCAUAUAUCAAACUUACGUUUUCUUGUUCAUAGAAUAAAUUUAAACAAAAUCAAUACAAUAUAUUUGAUUAUUUGUAA
This is a messenger RNA of Amaranthus tricolor (Joseph's coat), 1023 nucleotides long. Its product is annotated as expansin-like A2. Gene Ontology annotation, cellular component: extracellular region; plasmodesma; plant-type cell wall. Gene Ontology annotation, biological process: sexual reproduction. The coding region runs from base 111 to 899 and encodes 262 amino acids. The transcript is spliced from 5 exons. The record is from RefSeq and is a predicted model, not a curated record. NCBI's taxonomy places the organism in Eukaryota, Viridiplantae, Streptophyta, Magnoliopsida, Caryophyllales, Amaranthaceae.